CAGUAGUAAACAAAUGGAAAUGAAAUUGUAAAUACGUCAACAAACAGAACAAAUCAUGGCAUAAGUGCCAUAAGUAAUGCAACUUUGAGAAAUGACUGUACCCUAAUAGUAUUGCGUCCUUAACUUAAAUCGUGUUAGACCUGUGUUAUUCUUAGCCUGGAUUCUCUGCAGUUUUACGAAAGAUGAGAGAAGAACAUGAACACUCAUAAAUUUGAGUUCACUUCUCUGCGGCAAGAAUUCGAAGGUAUUUUCGGUUUCCAUCUUAUUAAUAUUUCUAAACUAAAGUUAAAGAUUAAAGUGAAUGAAAGUCGAAAGCCGAAUGAAAGCCUAAAGAAAGUUUACUGAGUUUAAUUAAUAUAGGCAAUAUUCAGUACAUGGCCUAUAACAAUACUGCCCAUUGUGAGUGAUAGUUAAUAGCUUUUUUAGCAGUGUAGGCUUAUAACUUAUACUUAUAUUAUAGUAUACUACUUAUAAUAAUUAUAUGGACAUAUAUAAUUAUAUUAAUAAUAGGCCUAUAUGAGUAUAUUUCCUAUAGGCCUAGUAAUGACAGUGACAAUAAUAUCUCGAAUAUAGUAUAGCGAGGGUUAGAUGACAAGUAGAAAUACAGAAAAGAAGGAUUUGCUAUAUUUAUAUAUAUUUUAAAGCUUAAUUAUAAUCAGGCUUAUUAAUAAUAUAAACCUUCCGCACAGUUUUAAUUAAAAUAAUCAAAGUGGCUAUUCGGACCCGGCUACCGAAAGUGAGAGGUUGUGAUUAAAAAAUGUUUAAAAUAUUAUUGUUGGGUUUGUAAGAUAAAAUUUGGUAUAGAAUGAAAGAUAAUUGAAUGUAAUAUAUGUUUGUAAACUUAAUUCUUCAGUUCAACUAAAAUAAACUACCGCAAAAGACAUCCGACUAUGACUAAUUAAAAUAAAGUUUUUAAUUAAAAUGGCAGAUGGCAGGGUGAGAUGUACUCUCCUUAACAUAAUUUAUUAUUCAAUGAGUUAAGUAAUGUAAGUAUGGACUGCAGUAAGGUUUUUUAAUAUAUUUUUUAUUCAUAAUAUUAUUAAUAAUCAUAACAUCAGUGAUUCAUGUAUUGCAACUUAAUUCAACUGAGACCAUUAACGUGAAUUAGGUUUUGUGUAUUGUUUGGAUUUCAGUAUCAUGACAUGUUCUUUACAUUUUGUAUGAAGUAGUACUGUUUAGGCUAGGCUAAGGCCCAAUGAUUUAUUAUUUUUAAAAAUACAAGAAAGAAAAAAAAUAUUUUUUUUUAGGGCUAUGUCUAAUGUAUCCAAUUAUAUUAAUUAACUGAGACAAUAAGAUAGAGUAUGCCUGGUGACAUUUAAACAAAAAUAUUGAAUGUAUUUAAGAAAACAAUUGGUAAGACAAGGAUACAUAAAGAUGUUAGGGUAAGAAAUUGCUCAAUGCAUUACCAUUUAUCAAAAGAUUGUUUUCAUAUCAAUCCUUCUAGUUUGUAAAUUGUUAUUUUACGUUGGAAGAACUUUGUUUCAUCAUCAUGUACCAUGGUUUGACCAACCACUGCCUAAGACCAUUAUUCAUUUUUUAAACUGGUAUAUGAAAAUAGAUUGAAGGGAAGAAAUAAUUGGACAAAAUGUUAUUAUUAUGAAAGUUAGCAGUUUUUCAGAUAAUGUUUGUGUUUUGAAAAAUGCAUAUCAAAGUUGUUAUAUUUGAGCUUUUUAUCUGUCAAGGUCACCUAAGAGGCCAUCCAUAUAUGACAUCAUACUAUUUUGUCCAAUUUUUUAACCUCCCCCAAUCAUCACGAAUUCAUCACAGAACGUAGACCCCCAUAAUACAUCAUCAACAAUUUUUGACUCCUCAACCUUUCACUUGGUGAAUAUCAUACAUUUUAGAAUAUAAAUUUCUUUCUUUUUUACUUAUACAAUUUAUGAAGCGGAGUUAAUUUUGUUAACAAUUAUUUGCUUUUCUGUUAGGAGGAGAUCAAGAAGUAUUUGUUUUAGACCAGAAGGAGAAGCAUGUGGUGUCAGUUCCAUUUGUCAAUCAAUGCUACUCAUGGGACUGUGGCUUGGCAUGUGUGUCCAUGAUUCUCAGGUUUGCAGUCAGAUACUGUUUUUAAAAUGACUCCAUGGUCAACAUGGUUGAUGUUCAUUCUGGUGUUCUGGUAUGCCAUUGGCAGCAAUAAACAAUUUUUAUAAUGAUGACUGAAAUUAUGUAUUAAUUUUUUUUUUUUAAUCUGAUAUAAAUUUUGAAUUCUCAUGAUGUUUAUCUCGUAUCAUUUUUAUCAUAAUUAAAAAUAUGCAUAGUUAAAUAUGAAAUUACACACUAUUGCAGCUAUAAACAUCUAUUACAAAAUAGUAACAAUUGUGAAUAGAUUUUUUUGAGAAAGCCAUGCUGAAUAGUUUGUAAAAAUCUUCUUUAGUUUUUAAUAAAUUCCAAUCCUGCAUUGCUAUCUAUAAUUUGGUUUAUUUAAAUGUUUAAAAUCUGAAUUAAUUUUCUUUUCUCUGUAUGUCAGAAUGUUUAAUGAGCCUUGUGAUGAUGUAUACACCAAGGACCUUGAUUCACUGCAGUGUGGAGAAAGGUAAAGAUAGAUGCACAAUUUUGAUGGACAUUUUUGAAAGAUCUGACUGAUGUACAGUUUCUUGAAAUCUAAAUUAAUUAUUCUUUUGUCUUAAUUUCCAAUCAAUUUUCCUUACAGUAUUUGGACUAUUGAUUUAGCUUAUAUUUUAAAUCGGCACAAUGUGGGAUCAUGUCUUUACACCAUCACUCUUGGUGUCAACACUGACCACAGUAAGAAGGUAAUUUUCAUGAAUUUAAAUAAAAACAUCUUUAUGCACAUUUUAAGUUUUCUUUUUAUACAUUAUCUUCAAAUUCGAGUUAAUUUCAUUUAAUCAAUUAUUGGUGUUUUUUUUUAAUUCUUUUUUGACAUACUUUUGUAUUUAUGAUGAUUUUAGUGACAUAAAGUACAGUCACAAUGAUGUGAUAAGUUCAGUUAAAUGACAUGAUUUGUUUGUGUGUUUUUAAAAUUAAUUAUUUUUUUGUUAGGACUUCAUUUAUGUUAUCCAAUUUAUAUUUAAAUUUUUUUGUUUUUAUCAUGUUCCCUGACAUUAAAUUACUCUUAUUCCAGUCAUUCUACAGGAAAAAUUUCUCAAUUGAUGAAUUGAGAGUUAAAAGUAUGUUUGAGAAUGCACAUCAGCAUGGUGUAUUAGUUCAAAAAAGGUGGGUAGCAUAUUAAAGAUAUUUAAUGUAUGUACAUGUGAGUGUGUAUAUAAUAAGAUGAUUUCUUCUUAUUCAUAUUGUCUAAGAAAUGUCACCCAUUGAGACUUGUCUUUCAGUAUUUUGUUAAAAUGAAAAUUAUCAUUGAAAAAAUGUUGGGAAUAUAGUUAAUCACUUCAUGGGCCAUCUGUGACACCAGCUUUAGUGGGGAAUAUAGUUAAUCACUUCAUGGGCCAUCUGUGACACCAGCUUUGGUGGGGAAUAUAGUUAAUCACUUCAUGGGCCAUAUGUGACACCAGCUUUAAUGGGGAAUAUAGUUAAUCACUUCAUGGGCCAUCUGUGACACCAGCUUUAGUGGGUAAUAUAGUUAAUCACUUCAUGGGCUAUCUGUGACACCAGCUUUAGUGGGGAAUAUAGUUAAUCACUUCAUGGGCUAUCUGUGACACCAGCUCUAGUGGGGAAUAUAGUUAAUCACUUCAUGGGCCAUCUGUGACACCAGCUUUGGUGGGGAAUAUAGUUAAUCACUUCAUGGGCCAUCUGUGACACCAGCUUUAGUGGGGAAUAUAGUUAAUCACUUCAUGGGCCAUCUGUGACACCAGCUUUGGUGGGGAAUAUAGUUAAUCACUUCAUGGGCCAUCUGUUACACCAGCUUUAGUGGGGAAUAUAGUUGAUCGCUUCAUGGGCUAUCUGUGACACCAGCUCUAGUGAGAUUGACAUUUAUUUGCUUAUGAUAAGAAACCAGAACAUCCACGUCUCUGGAGGAAAAUUCAGGAAAUUGUGGAACCUAAUAUUUUUAGGUUUGAAAUGAAAAGAUAGCACAAUUAAAAGGACGUUUUGGCCAGACCAGGCAAAACAGAUCAAAAUACAAUAAUUUAAUUUGGACAUGUUUGACCUAGAACUUAGCUGCAGAAUAUUCUGGCUAUGUGUACAAGAUUAUAUGGAACCAGAUCACGGCAGUAGAUUACAAUGUCAGCUGUCUAAUAAAAAUUGCAGUAGACCUGACAGUCAACAAUACACUUAAAUUUAAAAUCAUCUAAAAUGUGCUUAAAAAAAUGUUAAGUUCAAAGAAAAAAUUUAGUAGGGUUCAAUUUUUUGGUCAUUAAGGUCUUAAUAUAUUUUGUCCAGGUUUUUUUUUUUUUUUUAAAGCCUUGUGCAUUAAAUAACUAGAAGUAAGAAAGAAUAUUUUUUGUGUACUCUUUUGGAGCAUUUCUCAAUGCUAAAUCAAGAAAUAGACUUUUUAAGUCACUGAGAUGGUGGGGUAGAGGGUUAUUGGGACUGAGGGUCAGAGAGUGCAGGUGCUGAGAUGGUAAGGGAUCGUUAUGGGGCGAUGAGGUGGGAGAGUGCAGGUGCUGAAAGGUAUGAGGUUGUUAAUGGCCGAGAGGGUCAGAGAGUGCAAGUUCUGAAAUGGUAAGGGAUCGUUAUGGGGCGAGGGGGUCAGAGAGUGCAGGUGCUGAGAUGGUUAGGGAUCGUUAUUGGGCGAGGGGGUCGGAGAGUGCAGGUGCUGAAAUGUAAGAGGUUGUUAAGGGCAGAGGGGGUCAGAGAGUGCAGGUUCUGAGAUGGUUAGGGAUCGUUAUGGGGCGAGGGGGUCAGAGAGUGCAGGUUCUGAGAUGGUAAGGGAAAAAUAGUCUUAGAAAAUUUUCUCUGCAUUAUGCACUUGUUUCCAUAUUUUUUAAAAGAUCAGAAGGCAAUAUUUAACAACAUUAUGACUCUGAAUAGCCUAACUGGCAAUAAAUAACAAACCUCUCAUUGGACAACCUAUCUUGGAUUCAUCCAAACUUUACAAAAUGUUAUUACCUGAUAGCUGUUCAAAGAUUACUGUUAGGAGCUGUUAUAAGAUUUAGCAAAUUUAUUAAGUUGUUCUAAAAUUUGGCUGGUCAGAUGAACAAUGCCUAGCAAAGGACUGAAAACAAACAUACAAGGAAAAUAAGACGCCAAAGCUAGCGAUUUUAACAAUAAUCAAUUUAAUGAUACUAUUAAGUUGAUAUAAAAAUACAAAUUCAAAUCUAGAGAUGUAAAAACUAUCUUAACUUACAGCACAGCUAGUGCAAAAGUAUAAAACUAAAAAGGCGUAAAAAUUAAUCCACACACAAACGUCACUGCCUCACACCGGAUAUGGUGGAAAAAACAAACUUAGACCUAUAACAAUUACCAUCAUAUUCUUUUUGAGAAGCCUCUUAACGGCUCAAACAAUCAAAUAACAUCAUGUUGUUAUCACCAUCACAGAUACCUCACCAUUGAUGACCUCAUAAAACACCUUGAGAAGAACAACCCCAUCAUUGUACUGGUUGACUGGACCCUCAUGAAGUGUUUGUGGUGCGAGAGCACAGUAAGUCAUAGUCACUGUUUUAUGAGUUUUUAAAUGUGUAGCUCUUUUUAUAUCAGUAUUGAAAAAAAAUAUUUUUUUGAUAUACCAUCCAAGUUAAGGUGGAAGAUAAAACUAAGUGAAUGAAAUAACGAUUUCACCAUUGCGAAGUAUGUUAUUAGAAUGAAAUUUCUCUUGCAGAUUGUUUAUCAGCCAUUUUUUAACUAGCAAAACCAACAAAAACUGGCUGAUUCAUUGGAAUUCACACCAUUUUAAUUUUGUGAUUUUUACGGCUUACCGAAAAAAAAAAAGAAAUGAGUAAAACAAAGUAUGGGCAAACCUGAAAAAGGAACGCAAAAAAACAACGAACGUGUCGACAGGAAGCCCUUGUCAGCGAACAAACAACAGAAAAAACAGAAUUAAAUUAAAAAGUAACACUUAGCUGAUAAGUAGCAUCCGAGAGGGCAGCAAAAGAAUUCUUGCUGACACGUUCUUUGUUUUGUUGCGUUCCUUUUUUCAGGUUUGACCAUACUUUGUUUUACUCAUUUAUGCUAACCUGAAUGCAGUCCCACCCUUCAUUACCAAAAAAAAGUUGUUUUCUCAAUGUCAAUGAAAGUCCAAGGUAUACAAACCGCUCAAGCAAAAAAAAUCAAAUGAUGGAAUGAGAGAAUAGGAAAAUUAUAAUUUAAUGAGGAUUUGUUAUUUUUGACAUAAGAUCAAGUCCCAAAAUCAUCAUAUGAUUGGUGACUCCAUGGUUUAUCUGUAUCACUCGCUGAUGAAUGCAACAUUAGUAACUGAUUAUGAAUAUAGCAUUAGUCACUGAUUGAUGAAUGUAACAUUAGUAACUGAUUAUGAAUAUAGCAUUAGUAACUGAUUAUGAAUAUAGCAUUAGUAACUGAUUAUGAAUAUAACAUUAGUAACUGAAAAUGAAUAUAACAUUAGUAACUGAAAAUGAAUAUAACAUUAGUAACUGAUUAUGAAUAUAGUAUUAGUAACUGAUUAUGAAUAUAGCAUUAGUAACUGAUUGAUGAAUGUGAUGUUAGUAACUGAUUAUGAAUAUAGCAUUAGUAACUGAUUAUGAAUAUAGCAUUAGUAACUGAUUAUGAAUAUAACAUUAGUAACUGAUUAUGAAUAUAACAUUAGUAACUGAUUAUGAAUGUAACAUUAGUAACUGAUUGAUGAAUCCAACAUAAGUGAACACUUAUAAUUCCAAAUGCCUUAUAGUUGAGGAAGUGCUGGUCCUGCGUCACCUGUAACAAGGGACCUUAUCAAGGUAAUUGUCUAAUUAUUCUAUGAAAUAUAUGAAGCAUUGACUUUUCAAUAUUUUAUGCACUUGUUUAAACUGUCAACAAUUGUCAUGCUCUCUCCCCUCCCCCCCCCUCCCUUCUUUGCAGUGGACAUUUUUCUAAAUAUCAAAUAGGGCAUUUUAUAAUGCAAUACAUCUACAACCACAGAAGGCAUUAGACAAAAUGUCAUAUGUGAUCAGAUUACAUUGACCUAAUGUCAGUUAAUUUUUUUGUCAUUACGUGUCAGAGUUUUGACUUCGCAGAAAAUCUACUGAACCAAAUUCACUGGAAAUCAUUCCAAAUAAAUAUAGAAUAUUAAAAAGUAAUUCCAAUCCAUGUUUUUUUUUUGCUUCAAAAUGAAUGUGGUCAACUUGUUUUUUUCUCACUGAUUUUUCUUUCAGGUCAUUUUGUUGUAGUUUGUGGCUAUGAUAUCAAUAAAGCUCAUAUUUUCUACAAAAACCCAGACUCCCAUCAUCAUGGUAAGUGUUAAAAGCAAAGAGUCAUUGGACAGUGGACAUGUUUUCAUAUGUCAGCUCCAUUCUGUGUUUUAAUAAGGAUGGUUUAGAUGUUAGCUCCAUUCUAAGUUUUUGUAAGGAUGGCCUAUAUGUUAGCUAAACGAAGACAAAAUAGUUAUCAGCCUAUUGUCACAGAACGGUUGUUACGGAGGAGGGCUCCGGUCCUGACUUAUCACCAACUAUACUGACUUAGCAGUGGUCAGUACAGGACCGCUCCUCUUUGUGAUUUAUAUUGUGGGUAUCUAGGCGUUGAGACAGACAAAAGCACAACGUAGACUUGGACGAAAUGCAACAACUCAAACUCCAGGUGUCCAACGAUAAUGAAAGUAUGUUUAUUUCUAAGAUAUAAGUUUCUUCUAUCAUAUGUCGUCUUCUGGUCUCUAGCAAGUAUUCCCUAACAACUGCUCAGUUCUAUCGUAGCUCUUUUCUCUCUCUCUUUCCUCAACUAAUCCGUAGUUCUUCUCUAUCUUCCUCAACUAACUACUGUCGCUCCUUUUCCUCUUCCUCAACUACGUCGUACCUCUGUUCACUCUCCCUCAACUAACUCAACUCCGUGAAAGCUCCCUCUUAUAUGUGAUCCUCUACCCCCCAUAGGUGGUCCAGGAAUGCUAUCUAUAAACACACCCAUGCCCCCUAAUUUCGGUCAAUUAGACCUUCCCAUUGUUAACCCAAAAAUUAUCAUGCGAAGUCUGGAAAACCCGAACAUACUAUUAUCCAAAGAAACAAUCCCCACUAUACCAAGAUGUGAGAGUCCAUUAACCUUAACUUAACCCCAUUAACAGCAGUUUCCUUCCAUCCUAUAAGUUACCUUAACAACAAUGGAGCUCUGUCCUAUACCCCCGCCCCAGUCAUUUGUGACACCUAUUGCUCAGCUUCUGACGUAGUUUAUCUUCGGAUGUGUUUUUUUUCUGUGUAACCAGUACCCUAGUGCACUUAAACUAAGACUUUUCUCAUAGCUUCUUGUGAUAUUUCAUUGACAAAAUGAGAGCGCCUCAAACUGGAACUGGUACACAAGCCAGCAGUGGCCAGUCCACAAUAGAUGAAACGAAAUAAUCAAUACAUUUGUUACUGUUCCCUUCAGGAGUGUAGAUCAGGGGCUGGAGAACUUUUUUAGCCAUUACCCAAAAAUAUAUUCAUUUACGCCGACAUUACCCCGUCGAAUGGAACGGAAGAAAAUCAUUGGCUAUUAAAAUUCAAAUUUUUUUUUCUAUGUAUGUUUAUGGAGAAUCGAGUUGUAAAUAUAAUUGUUAAAGUACAAAAUAAAUUCAGUAAAGUAAAUGAACAAAAUCUUCACUUUUACCCAAAGAAGAAAAAUUUCUUUGAACAAAUUGAAAAUGGAGAUUUGUUCAAAGAAAUAUUUGUUUCCAUAAUUAAGUUUUGUAGAAAUGAUGUUUCAUUUUGGUACACUGACAUCAAAGUUCGGUCUGUUUUAAAUAAAAGCAUUUGACAUACUUCUGUCUUUAGGUCUAAAUAACUUAUUUCUGUACUCUCAUGUUUAUAAAAUCUGUACUCUCAUGUUUAUAAAAUCUGUACUCUUAUGUUUAUAAAAUCUGUACUCUCAUGUUUAUAAAAUCUGUACUCUUAUGUUUAUAAAAUCUGUACUCUCAUGUUUAUAAAAUCUGUACUCUUAUGUUUAUAAAAUCUGUACUCUUAUGUUUAUAAAAUCUGUACUCUUAUGUUUAUAAAAUCUGUACUCUUAUGUUUAUAAAAUCUGUACUCUUAUGUUUAUAAAAUCUGUACUCUUAUGUUUAUAAAAUCUGUACUCUUAUGUUUAUAAAAUCUGUACUCUUAUGUUUAUAAAAUCUGUACUCUCAUGUUUAUAAAAUCUGUACUCUUAUGUUUAUAAAAUCUGUACUCUUAUGUUUAUAAAAUCUGUACUCUCAUGUUUAUAAAAUCUGUACUCUUAUGUUUAUAAAAUCUGUACUCUCAUGUUUAUGGAAGUGAAGAAUCCUUGUUCUCAAUGGUAGGUUGUCGCAGCACCUUUUUGACUGACUACUUUUUAUGAGGAUUUUGAAAGCCUUUGCAUUGCUUGACAUUUUGAGCGUAUCCGGAAAUUUGAUCGAAAGAAAUUUCGUCGACGGUAAAUUGAUCGACUGUAAUUUGAUCGAACGGAAAUAUGGUCGAAUCUUUUUUUCCCUUUUUACGUUUGAAUUUUGCUUCAAAUGUCUUUUUGAACGCAUUUUUUUGUUUUACUAUAUAGUAUAGUGCGUUCAAAAAGAAAUUUGACGAAAAUCUUAACGUGUGAACUGAAAAAAAGAUUCGACCAAAUUUCCGGUCGAUCAAAUUACCGUCUAUCAAUUUACCGUCGACGAAAUUUCUUUCGAUCAAAUUUCCGGUAACCCAUUUUGAGCACAAGCAAUAUCAUAACUAAGGGGGUGGAGAGUGUGCACUUUCACAGUAGGAUCAAAAAUCUUCAUCUAGUCAGUUUCAUGGCACGUGAGCUAAAUACAAGAGCAGGGUACCACAUUAGGGUACCAUCAGACUCAUCAGAGCAGGGCUAUAGAGCAGGGUGUCCACAGGGCAGGCAGACUUGUGGGAGAUCUGUGCGAUGACACCAUGAGUUUACCACACUGGGUGACACCAACUCUAGUGACGCCUCUGAACAUCAUAAAAAAAUUGUGUACUAGUCCGAAAUGGCAUAUACAUGUCGAGACAUGAGCUAAUCACAACAUGCUGGGUGUGCUUGUCUCUUACACUGGAUAGAUGCAUUGUGUUCAGAAAUAACUAUUUCAUGUAAAGGAACAUGCUUUAAAUAUAGUUUUAUUUAUGUCCUUUCAGCCCUCAUCACCCCCAAAAUUUUUAGUUUUAUGUUAUUUGGGGUAAUUUACCCCAGUUUGCCGACCCCUGGGUGUGUAGGUUAAUUUAUGGGGAUCUGUCAGACUGAAAAAUUAAGGAAGCGCUUGUUUAGAUGACGUGAAAUUCAGACAUGAUGAGCUGGCUGUCAUAUCUAUUCCAUCCCUGUAUAUUUUCUAAAUAUGUCUUGUUUAAUCCUAAGGAUUGUUGUGGAAUUUUUGUUGUUGUACGACUUUUUUAAAAACUAGAUCUCUGCUGCAUACACAUGGAUGAGUUUGAUAAAGCAAGGAAGAGUGAUGGCACUGAUCAGGAUACCUUGUACAUAUUUAACCAGACAUUCAGAGGUGAGAUUGAGGGGAGACCAGGUCGGCAUUAAGGGGAGAUAACAUUCAGAGGUGAGAUUAAGGGGGACACAGGACAGCAUUAAGGGGAGAUAGCACAACAUUAAGGGGAGACAGCCCACCAUUUGUAUGUGUAUCCUACUAUAUUUUUACGAGUGUAGUUUUCAAUCGGACCAAACCAUGUUGACAUUGAAUAUUAUCUCUUCACAGCUUUUUUGGUGUGUUAGUUAAAUGACAGGAGUCGUGCUAUAGUUUCUACAGAUUUUGUAAAUGUUAUCUUUCAGAGGACCUUUGCAGAUAAUCUGGUACUAGCCAUUUUUUUUGUUAACUCAUCAAAUAUGACAGAUUGUGGAUGUUUCAUCACUCCUUUCAUAAUUUCUGAAACAAUCUAAUUUUCUAAUAUCAGAACAAAAAUGUUACAACUAAUACGAAUGUUAAUCUCUGCAUAGACUUAUUUUAAGACCUAACAAAAGUACUGGGCUUCGUUUGUGUAGACUUUUCUUUAUAAAAUGUUGCUCUCGUUCCAGGUGGCAUGGGGGAUUCUUCACAUGAAGGAGUUGUUGACUGUGUGAAGACACAAUAAAACAGAGCAGCCAGUAGCUGGAUGUGGCACAGCCUAAAGACACAGCAAAACAGAGCAGCUGGUAGCAAGCUGAGGCGCAACCUCAAGCAUCUGCCAUGGGUUUAUGUUCCACGCUGGGCGACAAAUUCAGAGGUCACAGCUGACAUACUUGAGAUCAAGAUGUGUCUUAAGACACUAAAUAUUAAAAUUUCUCUUAGACACUAAAUAUUAAAAUUUAUCUUAUGACACUGAAUAUUACAAUUUCUCUUAGACAAUAAAUAUUGAAAUUUAUCUUAAGACACUACUAAAUAUUAAAAUUUCUCUUAGAGACACAACAUAUUAAAAUGUCUUUCAGAGCAGGAUGUUUACAUUUGAUGCAUUCAUUAGAUUCAAUGUAUACUAAACUUUGUAGCAGCACUAGAUCUAUGACUCAUGGGGCAUGUCAUAAAUAUAGGUCCUUGAUUUGAACAUUAUCACCCUUUACUGGCUCACCGAUUAGAUAUUUCACUUUUCUUGACUUGCUGUCUUUCUACUGGCGUAGAAUUAAUUCUUGACCUACUUUUGAAUAAACUAGCAUAUUUUAAUUCUUGACCUACUUUUGAAUAAACUGUCAUAAAUUAGACUGUUUACUUGUGUCAGAAUUGAUUAGAUUGAUUUCACUUUGUUGGAUUUGCGUCAGGAUUUUAACCAAUGAUUUAAAUGACUUGCUCAAUAUCAGAUCAAUCUUUACCAUGCCUUCCUUUCUUUUUAUGCCUUUCUUCCUGAAUCCCUUGCCUAGUCAAAUUGUAUACAUUUCUCCAGUGACAUAACAUUUAUUUAUUCAUUGCAAAAUAAUCCUAUAUUAUACUGAACUUGUAAGACAUUUUCACCUCUCUCAAGUCUGUUGUCAUCAUGAUCACUGGUGUUGGAGACAUUAGCCAGGACACAUCAUUUCUGUCUGUUGUUUCUUCUAAAACACCUGUCUGUGGGGGUCAGGAUUCCAAUUUUGCAGAUCCCUCACUGUCAUUCUACGUCAGAUCCUCCUGUUGUUUUAUGUUCCCUUGGCUGUCGGAGAGCUUAACACCAUUCUGAGUGCUGUCUUUGGAAUUGAGUUAAGUGGCACUCUACAGACCUAGACAGGUUCAUGGCCUCAUUUCUCCAUAGAAGAUUCACAAACAAGAAACAUGAAGAUUUAUGUUACUGUUAUUUCAUAGGGGAUGCAUCUGUGAGGGCUGGUUGAAGGAAGUGAGGCUAAUUCAUUUGCCUGCCAGCCAAAGGUUGGCACUUAAUGGAUUACGCUUAGAUUAUCUCCCUUGUAUGUAUGCAAUAUUUUAUUUCCCUUAUACUUAUAUUAUUGCAAUGUACUAUUUCUCAAUAUUAAAUUUGCUGCCAGGCAUAAAAAUGAUUUCUUUUCCUCCCUUUCCCGUGUUAGUUUCGUAAGAUCCUGUUAAAAAAAUAAUUCCUAGCUACCUCAGUUUUUAUUUGCAUUAUUUUAGCUGACAUAAGUAAAAAUGGAAAAUGUAUUGUACUUGAAAAAAAUGUGUGUUUCUCCUCUCCCAACUAUCGUACAUUUUUUGAGUAUCUCCCAUAUUUAUAACAUAACAUUGUGCAGUAUUUUGUUUACUGUCUAUGAAGGCUCCAUUAGAAAACACAGAAGUGUCCCCUUCAAUUUUGAAAUAUUUCCCAGAAUUUGAUCAACUGUUGGAAAAAAAAUCCAUCUUUCCUGUUUAUUUAAAGUGACGCAGUUUUUUUUUUUUUUUAGGAGCCAGAUUUGUAAGAGGGUACCAGGGCACUGAUCCUUAGCCGGAUAUCAGGGCACAUUUGCUUAGUUUCCCCUGGAUUAAACAAAUAGCUGUAACCAUGACAACAAGGGAAUGUACUGCAACCUGAAUUAAAAAUGAUUGACACAUUUCUCUUACUUUUUAAUUAUAUAUUUGAUCAGGCCAUUAUUUUGUUUUGAUUUUUAUUCUCUUAAAUGUGUUUUCUACAGAAAUGUUUUAAAAAAGAUUUUAAUUUCAAAUUGUUAUUGAUUUUUUGCUAUUGUUGAUUUUUUUUUUGCUAUUUUGCAUACAUGAAAAGUUGUUCCAUAAAGGUAUAUAAAUGUCAUGUGACAUUGUAGAAUUUCACACUUGCCAGAAACAGAGUUUUUAAUGUUCUUACCCAAGGGUUCAUAAUCACAGUUUUGACAUUUUUUCAAAUGUGAACUUGUGUUUUAUGGUUAUGGAGUGAACCGCACAGUUUGCUUGUUUAACCUGCAGAUUUAAUUGUUCAACUAGAACGUUGUGUGUUUAACCACAAGGUUUAAUUGUUUAACCAUGAGGUUUAAUUGUUAAACCGCAAGGUUUAAUUGUUCAACUGCCAGGUUUAAUUGUUUAACCGCAAGGUUUAAUUGUUUAACCGCAAGGUUAAAUCGUUUAAUAAUUGUUUAACUACAAGGUUUAAUUGUUUAACAGCAAGGUUUAAUUGUUUAACACCAAGGUUUAAUUGUUUAGCCACAAGGUUUAAUUGUUUAAUGACAAGGUUUAAUUGUUUAACCACAAGGUUAAAUGGUGGGCAAUUUAUGUCUGGGAAUAACCCUUUGCCACAAUUUCUUGCUGCAUAUAGCCUGGUGUUUCUUUAAACUUGUAUUUCUUUCACAUCAUUUUAAGGAUAGUCCCAUUAAACCCAUGUCAAAAUUGCUUGAUUGUUGCCCAAGUUUAGAACCAAUGACCCCCUCAUCCCCCU
This is a messenger RNA of Lymnaea stagnalis (great pond snail), 13667 nucleotides long. NCBI's taxonomy places the organism in Eukaryota, Metazoa, Mollusca, Gastropoda, Lymnaeidae. The record is from the annotation of a GenBank genome assembly.